Molecule: messenger RNA, 648 nt
Organism: Penicillium lagena
Lineage: Eukaryota; Fungi; Ascomycota; Eurotiomycetes; Eurotiales; Aspergillaceae
Exons: 4
Coding region: 1-648 (215 amino acids)
Biological process (GO): glutathione metabolic process
Molecular function (GO): glutathione transferase activity
Source: RefSeq, a predicted model, not a curated record
AUGGCCAAAUACCGAGUUUACAACCGCCGCCAGCAGGGUCUCGCCGAGACAACCCGGUUGAUCCUUGAGAUCAGUGGAGCGGAGUACGAGAACGUGUUCCCUAAGGCGAGUAUUGACUGGGAUAAAGAAAAGGGAUCAACUCCGCUUGGACAAUUACCGGUUCUGCAUGUCCAGAAGAAUACCGGCGAAUGGGAAUCCAUUUCCGAAAGUCACACCAUGGAGCGUUUCCUCGCUGCAGAUCUCGGACUCCUCGGUUCAAGCCCGGUAGAAGCAGCCGUGCUAGACAUGUAUCAUGCAGCUUGGAGUGAUAUGAUAGCCAUGUUCAUGUGGAAAGUGUGGCGGGCAAGCAAUGAGGAUUCAAAGAAGCGCGGCGCUGCAGAGUUCUGGGAUUUGUUUCCUAAGUUCCUUGAGGCACACGAGAAUAUACUGGCAAGUAGGGGUCUAUUUUACGGAGGGAAAGAGCCCUCAUUGCCCGACAUUUACGCCUUCACCUGGGUGAAUCGUUUCAUAACCAAGUGGAUUCCGUCUCCCCCCGGCUCUAUCACUGAAGAGAAAUAUCCACGAAUGUGGGCACUUUGGAAGAAUAUUAGGGAGAAUGUCAGAAUCAAAGAUUAUAUUGAAAGUGGGCGGUGGGAGCUCAAAGAGUAA